This is a messenger RNA of Danio aesculapii, 4263 nucleotides long. It is a transcript of the gene elmod1, whose product is annotated as ELMO/CED-12 domain containing 1. NCBI's taxonomy places the organism in Eukaryota, Metazoa, Chordata, Actinopteri, Cypriniformes, Danionidae. Gene Ontology annotation, molecular function: GTPase activator activity. The coding region runs from base 179 to 1162 and encodes 327 amino acids. The transcript is spliced from 11 exons. The record is from RefSeq and is a predicted model, not a curated record.
AUUGCGAUGCUGAGAAGCGCCCGCCCUCCCUCAUUCACAUGCUCAUCAUGGAGGAAUAACAGGUACCUGCCGUACAGAGAGAGGAGGACAGGCAUAUUCUCAUUCCCAGCGACAUCUUGAAACGUGGUCAGAUCACCCUCGAAUGUGAGUUACUGUUGUAGUAAAGCAGACAAUCGCGAUGAAGCAUUUUCUGAGGGUACUGACCCAGUUCCUGGUGUUCCUGUACUGUAAGUGUUUGUGGCGGGGCCUAAAGUUUGUCAUCCGGAAGGUGACGGGACGAUGUGAGCUUCAACGAAUCUGUUACAAUAACAAACCUGGCGCUCGAAGGACACUCAAGAUUGAAACCUCACUCCGAUGCUCUAAACAUGAGCUCUUGCAGUCGGCCAUCAGCGUUCAUCCAGAUUCUGUGGAAAAGUCUAUCGAUGACAUUAUGGCUCUGAAAAAGAUCAACCCAGACACCAACCCACAGCUUGGCAUCUCUCUCCAGGCUUGCCUUCUUCAGAUUGUUGGUUACCGAAACCUAGUAGUGGAGGUGGAGAAGCUGCGUAGAGAGCCGUAUGACUGUGAAAACCCAGCCCACGAGGAGAUGCUCAUGAAGCUGUGGAAGGAACUCCGUCCCGAUUCUCCUCUCUCUGGACGCAUCUCAAAGCAGUGGUGUGAGAUUGGUUUUCAAGGAAACGACCCUAAGACUGAUUUUAGGGGCAUGGGUCUCCUGGGCCUACACAACCUGCUGUAUUUUGCAGAGCAUGACAAAGCCACUGCUCUCCAAGUCCUUCAUGACUCCUUGCAGCCCAAACACAGCAAAAUGAGCAAAGCUGAAUGGGAAAAGAAGAAAUUCGACAAAGCGAUUGGAUACUCUUUUGCUAUAGUUGGCAUAAACAUCACAGAUCUGGCCUAUUCCCUGCUGGUGAGCGGAGCUCUGAAGACUCAUCUGUAUAAUGUGGCACCAGAGAUGCCAAGUCUAGUGCACUUCCAACAGACCUUCUGUUAUCUGAUGCAGGAGUUCCACAGGUUUUGGAUGGAGGAAGACCCAUGUGACAUCAUGGAGUUCAACCGCGUGCGCACCAAGUUCUACAAGCGCGUCCUAAAGCAGCUGAAGAACCCUGACAUGGCACUGUGCCCUCAUUUCACUGCCUCUGACCUUCACCUGGUCAACCUGUAGCUUCUCAUUCAUCCAUCCGUAAAAAACCUCAUGUCUCAUCCACCACACAUCCUCACUCCAGCGUCUCCUGAAGAUCACCAGCACUGAUGCUCGAGACCAUGUUGAUUGUACGUGCGCAUGGCAACAGUGCACCAUCUUUCACAGCGAUUGUGAUAUUUACAGCUACAGUACGCUGAAGUGCAUACAUAGCAUCUGAAUGUGGACCCGAGGGCUCCCUAUCCACCAGUAGGUAGAGCUAUCGGUACGCAUUGGGCUUCAGGCACAGAGAGUUUGUACCGCACUGAUACCAGGCACACCUAGAAACAGGUGGCCCGUCUUUGUAUACAGUAUCAUGUACUUUCAGAGCUGUUAUAUGAAGGAUAAUCUUUAGUCCUUGUGAAUCUGUUAAAGGAAUAUUCAAGAUUCAGUCAAAGUUAAAGGGAUAGUUCACCCAACCUUUAGGAGUUUCUUUAUUCACGACACAAAAAAAGAUAUUUUGAAGAAGGCUGAAAAACUCUAACCAAUAGCUAUGUUUCAAUCCAACAAUUUGUAUGCAUGGAAAUGCCAAGAUGUGCAUACAUUUUGAAAAUGUAUGCGUGUAAUAGGAAUAAUUGGAUAAACGUUUUAUGCAUUGUUGCAAUAAAUACAUUGGAUUAUGUUGUACAUAAAUAACAAUAGAACACAUUUAAUUAAUAAAUAAGAACAUGCACAUCAAUGUGAUUAUGAAAUAGGUGUGUUUGGACACAUUAAUGGACAAACCAGUGGACUGAUCACAUUGCACAACAUCUGAAAUGUUGUUUUGACCAUUCUAAAAAUCCCUCAGCCAAAGUCCAUCAUCAAAGUCACCUCCAGAACUAAGAUGGGUCAUGAACUACCAUCGUUCAUUAGGUUGUGUUUAGUCUUGAUCUUCUGAGGCGUAAGUUAUUUAUUACAUAAGAAAAAAGGCUCACAAAAUUCUCCUAACGCAGCAAAUUCCAUUUUUCUUUUUUAAUUUGGCGCCAGUUUAUCAGGAAGUGACUUUCAUUCUCUUUGACUCGUUGAAUCGAAACGGUGCUUUAUUCAUAAAUGUUUUAUGUGAUAUUCCAGUUUUGCGCAUAAGUUUAAGUUGCAUCUUUAGAUGGAAACAGCUAUUGACAUCCAGAGUAGGAAAAACAAUAGAAGUCAAUGGUUACAGGUUUUCAGCUUUCUUCAAAAUACCUUCUUUUGUGUUCAAUAGAGUAAAGGGUGAGUAAACUGAAUGUUCAGUUUUUGGUGAACUGUCUCUUAAAAAAAACUAUAUAAUAACUUCACAGCCUGCUUUACUCAUAUUUACCAAGGGUGCCAAUAUUAGUGGAGGGCGCAAUAGACAUACUAUUAUGGUAUACACAUAAAUGGGAGAAACUAUUGCGCAACAUGGCACAAUAUGCCCUGCCUUCUAAAUAGAAGAGCCGAUCACCAGUUGGUGAAGUGAUUGUGUCACUUCUGCUGCCAAUGGGAGCUUUGGCUCAAAGAAAUCUGAGAUUUGCGUUUAGGGUUAUACAUGCACACUGGCUAGACCAAGUUGGUCCAAGUCAUUGAAGCAUAACAAACAAUUAUAAGGUAGUUUGUGCCAGAUUUUAUAGCUGAUUUUGUAAGAUCAGACAUUUAAUUGUAAUUUUUUCAAGUAGUUUCUGGGAUUUCACUAGUCCUCUUAUUGUAAUAGGGGGCUUGGGCUUGUAUGACUGUAAUCAAGUGCAUUAGUAUCAUACUUUUUCAGCUUCUAUGCUUUUGGAGGUAUUUUUCCUGUUCGUUCGUUUUUGCCCAUAUGGAUUUUAAAAAUAAUUUUUUAGAAUGUUAAAACCAGCCAGCUACAAGGAGAAUCAUUACAGACGUUUUUGGAAGCCUGAGAGAAAAUGACUAAAGUAAGACUUUAAUAUUAUUGCGAAGGACACAAUCAAAUGAUCAACAGAUAAAUAAAACUAUUGAUUUAAAGUUGUUGGUUGUAUCUAUAGAAGCAAUGUAUUUUGCAAUAUACAAAUAUUAUGGGGACAGACUAACUUAUGGGCUGUAUAGAAAGAGCAGAGCUAAAGUCUAAAAUAUAUAUCUAUUUUUUUUUGACGCACCUCAGAUUUUGAAAUUGAAAACUUUUAUUCACUUCAAUUUUUUGAUUGGUCGAAUUUUCAAUUGCAUUAUGGGUAAUGUAGUUUUGUUCCCUGUGAUUGUCUGAAUUGAUUUAAAAUAAUAUGAAUGUGUUCAAAAAAGUUAUUGAGAAAACGAAUGAGUUUUACUUCCUAAACCCAACCCGCUGCAUUCUACAAUUGACAGAUGCUGUCAAUGGUGUCUAAUUUGCAUUGAACCUGGAAUAAUCCUUUGAACAGAAAUGAUUUCCGCUUGCUGUAUUUACAUUUCAUUCACCAUUCUCAUCACCCUCAGUCCCAUUCAGUCAAUUACUACUACGUGUUGCCAAGAAGCAGAGCUUAAAAUCAAAUAUUCACUUGCCAAAUACGGUAGGAUAAUGUGUGUUUUGUGAAUGUUCUCAUGCAGAGCACAUGAUUGUUUUACAAAUGUAAUAGUGUUGAUGUAAAAUAUGUGGAAUGUUCUUUUUUUCUUCUUCAGUUCUUGCACCAAAGCAAUAAGCGACGUUUAGAACAUUAAGUAGAACAGUUUCUUCUGCACAAGUGGUGCCUCUUUUGUGUUAAUUAAACAGUAAUUAUCAGAAUUAAUGUAGAAAUCUAAGGUUGAGCCUUCGGUGUGAGUAUUUCAGGCUUUCUUUGGUCUCUUCUGCAUUUCUUUCACACUUACACUCGUCACUAUCGCAUGUUGCUCUUUUAUUUCUUUCUGUUUGACCAUGAACCUUUUAAAUCGAUGGAAGGUCACAGGGUUUGCAUGAUAAUUUAGUUUUUUUCGCUUGCAAAAAUUGUGUUAUAAGAAUGUGACUUAAUUCUAAUGUUGCUAAUCUGUGCAGUGAAUGUCUACACUACUGGCGGUGUUCAGCAGCUUCUUCGAAAUAGUUUUUGGUUGAACUGUGUUUCCAUAUGAUUUUUAAAAUGUGUGACUUGUCGUUUAUUUUCCCUUGCAGCAUUUUUACUGAAGCACUUGCUGUACAUAAAGCCUUAGACGUGGAAUACAUGCAAACAUUAUUAAAGCUUAUCAUUAUGCAUGGU